Molecule: messenger RNA, 1215 nt
Organism: Leptonychotes weddellii (Weddell seal)
Lineage: Eukaryota; Metazoa; Chordata; Mammalia; Carnivora; Phocidae
Source: RefSeq, a predicted model, not a curated record
AUGUUCCCCUGGGGGCUAAGCUGCAUGUCGGUGCUGGGGGCCGCGGGCACCGCUCUCCUGGGCGCCGGCCUGCUGCUCAGCCUGGCCCAGCACCUCUGGACGCUCCGCUGGACGCUGAGCCGGGACCGGGCCUCCGCCCUGCCCCUGCCCAAGGGCUCCAUGGGCUGGCCCUUCUUCGGCGAAACGCUGCACUGGCUAGUUCAGGGCUCCCGCUUCCACAGCUCCCGCCGGGAGCGCUACGGGACAGUGUUCAAGACGCACCUGCUGGGCCGGCCGGUGAUCCGAGUGAGCGGCGCCGAGAACGUGCGCACAAUCCUUCUGGGCGAGCACCGCCUUGUGCGCAGCCAGUGGCCGCAGAGCGCACACAUCCUACUGGGCUCGCACACGCUGCUUGGCGCGGUUGGGGAGCCACACCGGCAGCGGCGCAAGGUCCUGGCGCGUGUGUUUAGCCGCGGGGCUCUGCAGCGCUUCGUGCCCCGCCUGCAAGGGGCGCUGCGGCGCGAGGUGCGCGCCUGGUGCGCGGCCCGCCGGCCCGUUGCUGUCUACCAGGCUGCCAAGGCACUCACCUUUCGCAUGGCUGCGCGCAUCCUACUGGGGCUACGGCUGGACGAGGUACAGUGCGCCGAGCUGGCCCGGACCUUCGAGCAGUUCGUAGAGAACCUCUUCUCGCUGCCCCUGGACGUUCCCUUCAGCGGCCUGCGCAAGAAAUGUGACUCUCGUGGGAUAAAGAACAGUGAGCAAGCUCAUAUACCUCCCGUAUACACUUUCAGCCUAUCUUCCUCGCCACAUAUAAGGUCCUUGAGGACAAGGAUUUUUGUUUUUCCCCGUCGCUCUACCACUAGAUCCCGGCGCGGAGUAGCUGGCCCAUUAGAGGUCUUCAGAACACACUGGCGAGUGAACGAGUACACAUUUCAGCCAAAAGGCUUCUCAGAAAGAGGUGAGGCUUCAGGUAUGCCUGAAGACCAUAGCUUGUGUAAGGCUGGGCGCGGGGGGGUUGUUGCCAGCGCAGGCCAGGACGGCCACCCCUCUUGGCCCCCAGAUGAGGAACACAGCCUGAGUCACCUGACAGGGGAGUCACCACCAGGCCCUGACUGGUCUCAGGGUUCAUCAAUUCAGGCCGAAAGGCCACUGAUCGUGGAGGCUGUCUUAGCCUUUCCCCCGGAGAAUAUUCUUUCUGGCGGCUUAGCUCCUGCCCAACCCUCCGGGCCCGUGUGA